GACCCCAGGCUGCCGUCCCGGGCGGAGUGGCCUCGGGGAGGGAGGGCCGGGCCUCCGCGUCCCUCCCCCAGCCGGUUUGCUCUUUGCAUAAAGCGCUCCCCGGCCAAGGUGGAGGAAGUCUGGCUCCCGCCUGCAGGGGAGGCGGGAGGCAGCGCGCUCCGCUCCUGUUGUUUUCCGCCGGCGGGCUCAGGGGGCGGGGUGCGCCCUCCCUGCCGGGCCGGGCGCCCCGCGCCGCUCCCCGCGCCGGACUUCGGGCUCCUUCCCGUCGCCCCAGGCACCCUCGCCGGGGACCGCACCGCCGCCGCGAGAACCUGGGAGGAGCCGUCGGAACCCCAGGGGCCGGGGCCCCGGGGCGCACACCCAGCCCGGCCGGAGCCUGCGCCUCCUGAGCCGGGAUCUGGAGCGAGAUGGCCGCUGGCGGCCGGGCGCCCGAGCCCCGCGUCCUGAUCUGUCUCGGGGCGCUCCUGGCCCGCUGGGUCGCCGCAGGAUCUGGGGCCGUGGUCAUUGGAGAACUUCACGAGGACAUCACUCUGCCCUGCGGCAACAUCUCAAGGCCCAGGGGCCCAGUGACCUGGUACCGGAUCGAUUCGGAGCCCAUCUUCCUCGUCUCUUCCAACGCCAGCCUCCCACCGCGUGAACCUCGCUUUUCUCUACUGAACACCAGCGCCCUGCACAUCGGGAUGCUGAGCCUGCAGGAUGAGGGGAACUACACCUGCCAGGAGACCCUGAACGAGACUCAGUGGUUCCGAGUGUGGCUGCAGGUGGCCGGUGGCCCCUAUGAGGUUGUGGUCAACAUCUCUGCCACAGGCACCCUCCCCAAUGGCACCCUCUACGCAGCCAGGGGCUCCCACGUGGACUUCACCUGCAGCAGCAGCGCCCGGCCCCCACCCGUGGUCGAGUGGUGGUUCCAGGGCCUGAAUUCCCGCGAAGAGUACUUUGGGGACAACCUGACGGUCAGCAACUUCACACUCUUCCUCAUGUCGCCAAACCUCCAAGGCAACUACACCUGUCUGGCCAAGAACACACGCAGCGGGAGGCAGCGAAAGGUGACCACCGAGCUCCUGGUCUAUUCUGCCCCUCCGUCGGCCCCUCACUGCUGGGCAGAGACAUCAUCGGGAUCGUCCGCGCUGCAGCUCACCUGUCGCUGGGACGGGGGCUACCCUGACCCUGACUACCUGUGGACAGAGGAGCCUGAAGGGCUGAUCCUGGGGAAGUCGAAGCUAGGGGUGGAAGUGCUGAACCAGUCCGAGCUGUCGGAUGGCAAGAAGUUCAAGUGCGUUGGGAGCCACAUAGUGGGGCCGCAGUCUGGAGCCAGCUGCGUGAUACAGAUCAGUAGCCCCUCCCUUCUUUCUGACCCUAUGAGGACUUGCUUUUUGGGGGGCAACGUGACACUCACCUGCCAGGUGUCUGGAGCCUACCCGCCUGCCGAGAUCCUGUGGCUGAGGAACCUCACCCAGCCCAAGGUGCCCAUCCAGUCCAACAGCCGCUAUCUCAUCACCCAGGAUGGCCAGAGCUCCACCCUCACCAUCCUCAACUGCUCCCAGGACCUGGAUGAGGGCUACUACGUCUGCCGGGCUGAGAACGCCAUGGGGGUGCGGGAGGUGGACAUCUGGCUCAGCGUGAAAGAGCCUUUAAACAUUGGGGGCAUUGUGGGAACCAUCGUCAGCCUCCUCCUGCUGGGACUGGCCGUUAUCUCGGGGCUCACGUUGUAUUAUAGCCCGAUGUUCUGCUGGAAAGUAGGAAACACUUUCAGGGGACAAGACAUAGGUGAUGUCAUGGUUUUAGUGGAUUCAGAAGAGGAAGAGGAAGGGGAGGAGGAAGAAGAUGCUGUGGAAGAGGAGGAGGAGGAGGAAGAGGAAGAAAAUGUGAGAGCAGAGUUGCCCAAGGAAGUGCACCAGCAUGGCCACAUCCAUAGAGUGACGGCGCUGGUGAAUGGGAACUUGGAACAGAUGGGGAAUGGACUCCAGGAUCUGCAAGAUGAUAGCAGCGAGCCACAAAGUGACCUUGUUCAAGAAGAAGAAAGACCAGUUUGAAGAAGAGGAUCGUCCGGCGUUCUCUGUCCUGAAAGCAGUACUGAAGAUGAGUUCUUCCUUCAGCUUGGACUUGACUUGGACCCCUGCCUGGGGGCUUGCACUAGCAAGUUUGGGUCUCUGCAAAAUGGAAGCGUGCACGCACGCACAUGAGCACACACACACACACACACACUUUUCCUUCCAUUUUUAAACAAAAAUUAUUGUGAUAGGCUGUAAGAUUUUUGGAUGUUAAGAAAGCACUGGGAAGGAGCCAUGUGUGUGGGAGAGAUGCCACUUUUGCUGUGACUCCUGGCUCUACCAGGUUGACCUACUGUGACAAACACUGAUUAGGCUGGGGAGGCACUUGGGUGUUGGUGCCCUUUGCCACUAUUAAAGGUUGGUAACCAGCUUGCCCAAGCACACAAGGACCUAUCGUGGCGUGAUAAGGAAACUUCCUCUACAACUACCCAGGUGAGCUGAUGACACAGGAACCAGGCAAAUGCUAGGUCCCGGGAAGAGCUGAGGUUUUAGCGACUAAUACAAGUCCGAGGAAGGCAGUGUGGGUCAGGCUUUGGAGUCAGAAACACUCAGGCUGAAUCUGGGCCCUGCUCCUUUUCGUAUUUUUGAUGGGCUUGUUUCACGUACCUCUCUCUGGGCCUGUUUCUUCAUGUGAACUCACACCUACCUUUGAGGCUGGUGGUGAGGACAGAUGAGGCCACUCUGGAUGCUAAAGGCCUGGGAGGUUCUCAGUAGGUGUUAGGGGUCUUCUUUGUCUUCCCUUGGGGAAGAAAGAGCCAUGCACUCUAAGUUGCUGCUGGUGCCUUUUGUUCUUGUAGAAUGGUCUCAGACAGGGCAUUAUCAGAGCGCUCCUGAUGGCCUUUGUUUCCCUGGAGAGACAAUCCUUUAAAAAAGAAGUAGGGUCUGAUGAGAGGAAGUGCCUUUCCUUAUAACCUCUCAGCGUCAUAUUUACACAGAAGCCUCCUAGGAGAUACCCCUGGGAUUAGCCUGCAGCCUGUCCCAUUCUUCACCUUCCCUGUUGCCUUGACUGGAGGCAGCAUGCAUGGUUUGUAAAUGAGUAUCCUUAGACAAAUCAGUCCACCUGGACUCAGUUUCUCUAUCUCAGAAAUGGGAACAGGGAAACUUGUUUCCUCCCUACUUCCUAAAGAUGAGGACACACGGAUCAAUACACCAAGUUUCCGGAUGAGUUUAGGCUGCUGAUGCUUCUAGCAGAUCCUUGUGCGGUUUUUGGUUCUUUUCUUCUCAUUUCAUCCAAAUCUAUGUCAAGUCAGGGACCUCAACAGGGUGCAAUAGACGUGUGCUAAACAUGAAAAUUAGACUUGAAUUUGCACUCUUUCCUGUUAUAUAUCCUGCUGCAGUGGGCAAGACCUAGAGCUUGAAGAGCUUCCCUUCUCCGGAAUCCUAAGGUGAGAAGCUGGUUAAAGGAACCCUGCAGGUGCGAUCUGGGACAGAUCUGUUUUUGUGAACAAAGGCACUGAACUAGGGCAAGUCACUGAGAGUGUGCCCUGUCCCCAGCUCGGGAGCGGGCUCAGUUUCCACGCCUCAAGCAUAGCUGUGAAGCCUGGCUAGGUCUCUCCCUGCUUUGUAGCUCCUUGUCUUGGUGGCUCUGCACUGCGGGAGUCAGUGUCAGGUUUCAGAGGGGGAUAUUCAGGUUGCUUCAAAAGUCACUGAAGACCAAGCUGAUUCCUCCUGUGGAGACUUGGAUGCUUGACUUCUUGGAGCACCCGCUCUUCAGAGGGGAGAGAUUUAAAAGAAGAGGAAUGGGGGUGGGGGGGGAAGGGCGGGAAUCCCUUGCUAGGAAUGCAGAUCCCUGGGAUGCCUUUUCCAACCUCCUCUUCUCUCUGCACACAUCUGAUGCUAGGAAAUAUUUGAAGGUUUUUCCACUGGCAAAUGGGAGCUUCAAGGACCUACUGCUAAACACUACAUAAACCCUUGACCAAUUGAUCUGGAUUACUACCACUUACAUCCAAGCCCUGUGUGCACAGAUAUAUGCUAGUCAGCUAAGAAUCCAGAUACUAAAGGUCUGUACAUUUUAAGGAGGUGUAAAGAAUUAGGGCUUUUUUUUUUUCCCUCCCGUCAAGAUGAACCAUGCCCUAAUCCACAAGCAUGUUGAUCGUGGGUUACAGACUUUGUAUGGCAAAGUCCAAGUUGUUAAAUUGUACUUUAAAAAUAUCUUAUCUGCAUGUAUUGUUAACUCAGAUACCAGGAGAUCUUAUCAGAACCAGAGAGAGAAACACUUCAGGGUUAUUGCAAUGACAGUUCUUUCCCUCAAAACCUAGUGGACACUGGCAAGGGGCUCUGUCAUCCUGUGGCUUUGAUAUUAGCUCCAGGUCUCACAAGCACAUUCAAGUCCCGUAACCGCAGGAGGAAAAUGCAUGAUGGAAAAUUUCCGUAACCUAUGCACUGAGAUCCGGAAUAGCAUCCUUGCUGGGUAAAACUUAUUCUGAUGCAAUAAGUGCCAACCAAUAUUCCCACCACGGGACUGGCCAGAAACUACUGCAAAGAAAAAUAAGCAGAUCCCUCUGCGUUAUUUACAUUUUAGUAUUUGGUGGGAGAUUGGGUGAAAUUAGUUCUGAGGUUAUAAUAUGGAUUUUUUUAAGAUUAUAAAAUAAAGUUAUUUUUAAAUAAA
This is a messenger RNA of Oryctolagus cuniculus (rabbit), 4659 nucleotides long. RefSeq names its product V-set and immunoglobulin domain containing 10 (gene VSIG10). NCBI's taxonomy places the organism in Eukaryota, Metazoa, Chordata, Mammalia, Lagomorpha, Leporidae. Gene Ontology annotation, cellular component: neuron projection. The record is from RefSeq and is a predicted model, not a curated record.